Nomascus leucogenys (northern white-cheeked gibbon) is the source of this 1945-nucleotide messenger RNA. It is a transcript of the gene CATSPER3, whose product is annotated as cation channel sperm associated 3. Gene Ontology annotation, biological process: transmembrane transport; monoatomic ion transport. The record is from RefSeq and is a predicted model, not a curated record. NCBI's taxonomy places the organism in Eukaryota, Metazoa, Chordata, Mammalia, Primates, Hylobatidae. Gene Ontology annotation, cellular component: membrane. Gene Ontology annotation, molecular function: monoatomic ion channel activity.
AGCGAUCCUCCCACCUUAGCCUCCCCAGUUGCUGGGAUUGUAAGUGUGAGCCACUAUCCCUACCUCACUAUUACCUUCUUUGCUUCUCUUGUUUUCUUUUGUUCUAAGUCAAACCCAUCACAAUCUUUUCUUGUCCUUCCAGGUGUUUCCAGUGCUGUGCCCUGGAUGUGCUCUCUUUCUCUUAGAGCCCAGAGAACUUGCUUUUCCCCCUUAUAUGACCCUUAACUUUUUCUAACACAUUAUUAAGGGCCUGUGUCUAUCAGCUGGGGGCACUUCUUGAAGGGAGGGCCUUUGUGUGGUCUAUUUCUAGUGACUUCCAGCUUUGCAAGUUUUCUUUUUUGUAGAGACAAAAAAGAGUUUGCAAGUUUACAAAACUUGCAAACCCAGAGCCUCAUGAUUGCUGGGUGCCCAUAGUCUUUUUGCUGAAUGGAGGCACUCAGUCUCCUUGGGAAGACAGAAUCCAUGAUAGACCCACUUGGGAGCUCCCCACUUCAGGGGCCUGCACACUGGUAAUGCAACAGAAUGCCAAAGAGUGACCUCAUAAAGCAAGGAUUCCCUUCGUGGCCCCUUCUCUGCUGCCUCUCAGAAUCCAGAUGCUAAGGAAAAUCCCUAAGCAGAGAUUUUCUGUUGGAUGCUAAAAGCAAGGAAUAAAAGUUGAAAAUUUGGAAAAUGUCUCAACGCCGUCACCAGCGCCACUCGAGAGUCAUUUCUAGUUCACCAGUUGAUACUACAUCGGUGGGAUUUUGCCCAACAUUCAAGAAAUUUAAGAGGAACGAUGAUGAGUGUCGGGCAUUUGUGAAGAGAGUCAUAAUGAGCCAUUUCUUUAAGAUAAUUAUGAUUAGCACUGUCACAUCGAAUGCCUUUUUUAUGGCCUUGUGGACCAGUUAUGACAUAAGAUACCGCUUGUUCAGACUUCUUGAGUUCUCGGAGAUCUUCUUUGUGUCCAUCUGCACAUCUGAGUUGUUCAUGAAGGUCUAUGUGGACCCCAUCAAUUACUGGAAGAACGGCUACAACCUGCUGGAUGUGAUCAUUAUCAUCAUUAUGUUUUUGCCCUAUGCCCUCCGCCAGCUCAUGGGCAAACAGUUCAUUUACCUGUGUAUUGCUGAUGGCCUGCAGUCCCUGCGCAUCCUCAAGCUUAUUGGCUAUAGCUGGGGCAUACGGACGCUGAUCACCGCCGUGGGGCAGACAGUCUACACCGUGGCCUCUGUGCUCCUCCUGCUCUUCCUCCUCAUGUACAUCUUUGCUAUCUUGGGCUUCUGUCUGUUUGGAUCUCCAGACAACGGUGACCAUGAUAACUGGGGGAACUUGGCUGCAGCUUUUUUCACCCUCUUCAGCUUGGCCACGGUUGAUGGCUGGACAGACCUGCAGAAGCAGUUGGACAAUCGGGAAUUUGCUUUGAGCCGGGCAUUCACCAUCAUUUUCAUCUUGCUCGCCUCUUUCAUCUUCCUCAACAUGUUUGUGGGUGUGAUGAUCAUGCACACAGAGGACUCCAUCAAAAAGUUUGAGCGAGAGCUGAUGUUGGAGCGGCAGGAGGUGCUCAUGGGAGAGAAGCAGGUGAUUCUGCAGCGGCAGCAGGAGGAGAUCAGCAGGCUGAUGCACAUACAAAAAAAUGCUGACUGUAGAAGUUUCAGUGAGCUGGUGGAGAACUUUAAGAAGACCUUGCGCCACACUGACCCCAUGGUCUUGGAUGAUUUUGGCACUAGCCUACCCUUCAUUGAUAUCUACUUUUCCACUCUGGACUACCAGGACACAACUGUCCACAAGCUUCAAGAGCUGUACUAUGAGAUCGUGCAUGUGCUGAGCCUAAUGCUGGAAGACUUGCCCCAGGAGAAGCCCCAGUCCUUGGAAAAGGUGGAUGAGAAGUAGCUGGGCAUGGGGGCGCCCAUGUGCGGAGAGCCUUGCAGACUAUGACGGGUCCCUAUAAACACAGGCUUUCUGAGUUGUC